Messenger RNA from Egretta garzetta (little egret), 1133 nucleotides. It is a transcript of the gene CDPF1, whose product is annotated as cysteine rich DPF motif domain containing 1. The coding region runs from base 4 to 378 and encodes 124 amino acids. The transcript is spliced from 3 exons. The record is from RefSeq and is a predicted model, not a curated record. NCBI's taxonomy places the organism in Eukaryota, Metazoa, Chordata, Aves, Pelecaniformes, Ardeidae.
AAGAUGGAUGCUCCCAAAGAAGCUCAGCCUACAGGAGAGUUCAAAUGUCAGCUAUGUGGCUUAACAGCUCCGUAUACGUACUAUGGGCAGAAGCCACCAAACACACACUCUAUUGUGCUUUUGGAAGAAAGCUAUGUUAUGAAGGAUCCUUUCACCCCUGACAAGGACAAAUUCCUCAUCCUUGGGUCUCACUGCAGUUUGUGUAGCAGAUCGGUGUGCGUUGGUCCAGAAUGUAGUCUGUUUUACUCCAAAAGGUUCUGCCUCCCCUGUGUGAAUGAAAACCUAAAGGCCUUUCCUUUGGAAAUACAAGAAGAUAUGGAUAAAAGGAAGCCCCAACAAAAAUCCCUCCCCUGUAAAAAAACGGAUACACGAACAUAAAUACUGAAGGACUAAGAGAGACCAUUCCGUGGCUGGGGUUUCUCCUCUUUCCUUUUGGAGACUAUCGUGUUGCUCCUUUUAAAGAAGUGACCUUCAUCAGCUCGCUACUACAGAACACAGUAACACAUUUCUUUACACUUGGCUUGGCUUCAAACAUCAUCACGCAGCGAUUGCCGUGCCAGCAAGUAUGGCCUUAAGGUGUUGAAGAGCCAGAAAGAAAGGCAGACAAGCCUGUUGUCACCACGUAAAACGCAUGUAGUAAAAAACCUAAACAGCGUAUAGCAUAGGAACCGUGUCCAAAUAUUCACAUUUGUUAUUUUACUGUUCAGUGUUGUUCUUGACACUCCUACAGUGUUAUGAAAAUCCAAGACAGAUUUAUCUGGCUUAAUUCAGUAUACAUCCAAGAAAGUCAGUAUGCACCAAUUGUUAACUUGACAGUGCUGUCCUGAUAAGAUUGCAGUAGGCAAGGAAUUCAAAGCUUUAAGUCUGAAAUAAAACUGUUAUGCAAAAAUGUCACAGGUACCCAUAGAAAUAGCUAGAUUCUUCAAGAUUAUAAUCUCAAUGCUAUCACAGCAUUAAGACUGAUGAAAGUAGGUGCUCUUAUAAUAAAAGAUAACUUACAAGUCACUUGUGCUUGCAGUCACUUUCCCCUCCACCUUCCAGUCCAAAUCAAUAUAGCAAUAGGAGAGGACCUUUAAUAGGUCCAGUUUAUGCUUUACAAGUAAAGAGGACUUCCUUUUCACUUUCACAUCAGU